Molecule: messenger RNA, 6149 nt
Organism: Amphibalanus amphitrite
Lineage: Eukaryota; Metazoa; Arthropoda; Thecostraca; Balanomorpha; Balanidae
Product: protein polybromo-1-like
Exons: 31
Coding region: 215-5098 (1627 amino acids)
Biological process (GO): chromatin remodeling
Cellular component (GO): RSC-type complex
Molecular function (GO): chromatin binding; protein binding
Source: RefSeq, a predicted model, not a curated record
UUUCGCCGGCGAUAAACAAAGCCAAAAAAGACGCCAACAAUAGUUAGUCCCGACGCUAAGAUAUUAUUGGAGCGUUUUUUUUUAACCAUCGCCCAGUGACUGAAGAAUAUUAAAGCUGAUCAUGGGUAAUUUGCGGAACUGCUAAUUUUUGUGUACAUCUUGUGGGUUUUCUUGCAAACACAAACUACAGGAACCUGCCCCGGUGCCUCUCAGGAUGCCGAAGAGGAAGCGCCUGAGCAGCAGCCACGACGACGACGAGGAGUCUGUGACGUCAGAGUCGAGCUCGGCGGCCCCCAGCGCGGCCGGCAUCGGCACCCGCAAACGGCGCCGCUGUGGCACCGUCUCGCAGGAGCAGCUGAAGCAGCUCCUGGAGGCCGUCCUGAACCACAAGCGGGCCGAUGGGUCGUUUGUGUCCGAGACGUUCUACCGGCUGCCCAAGAGGCGACUCAACCCCGACUACUUUGAGACGGUUCAGAAUCCGAUCGACUUUGCCAAGAUCCAGGUGAACCUGAACACGCACCAGUACGAUGAUCUCAGUCAGUUGGCGUCUGACAUUGAACUGCUGGUGGAGAAUGCCAAGCAGUACUACCCGCGUUCCAGUCGGGAGUACACGGACGCUGUGGCGCUGUGGAAUGCCUUCAACGAGCACCGCGCCGCCAUCGUGCCAGAAGAGGCACUCUCGGAAAAGAAAGACGACGAGAAGCCCGAAAAGAUCACACUGCGGAUCGGCAGAAUGCACCGCCGGGGCUCGGAGCCGACGCCGCUGACCGGUGACGAGGAGUCGGAGGCGGGCAGCUCGGCAGCGCCCCGCUCCGAGAGCAGCAACUGGACCCCAGGAGAGCUGGAGGACGCCCUGGAGGAGCUGUUUACGGCCAUCGGCACGGCCACCGACCCGGAGGGCCGCCUGCUCUCCACCUGGUUCCAGCUGGUGCCGCACAGAACGAAGCUGCCGCAGUACUACGACGUCAUCAAGCAGCCGAUGGACCUGAAGAUGGUAGCGCAGCGUAUCCAGGCGUCCGAGUACAGCUCGCUGUCCGAGCUGGAGGCCGACCUGCAGCUGGUCUUCCGCAACGCCUGCACCUUCAACGAGCCCGGCAGCCAGAUCUACAAGGACGCCAAGGUGCUGCGCAAACUGGCGCAGACGCGGCGCGCAGAGAUCGAGCACGCCCGGCUGACGGCGGCCAAGUCCAGCGAGAGGAUCAGGUCGAAGCGCAUCGGCGGCACUGCGUGCCUGUCGGCUGAGCUGUCCCAGCUCACCUAUGACGAGGACGAGGAGCGCAGCAGCUCGGACAGCAACAUGAGCGAGGACAACCCGCUGUGGCAGCUGUUUGACGCCGUGCGCAGCCACACCACGCCCUCUGGUUUCCUGCUCAGUGAGCCAUUCCAGACAUUGCCCUCUCGUCGGCUGUAUCCGGACUACUACGAGGAGAUUAAAAACCCCAUCGCGCUCCGGCAGAUCAAGCGUAAAAUGAAGGACUCGUUGUACUCGGGCAUUCAGGAGAUGGAGGAUGACAUGAACUUGAUGUUUGAGAACGCCCGCCAGUACAACCCGCCCGACUCCAAGCUCUACAAGGACUCGAUCCGGCUGCAGAAGGUGCUGCAGAAAAAGGUGGCAGAGAUGUCGGCAGACUUCGACGAGGGCGAGGAGGAGAACUCUGAGGAGGACUCGAUGCCCCUCCCGCCGGUGUCCACGCGCAAAGCCAGCCAGCGGCGCGACCACCCAGUGAAGGAGCGCUGCAAGCAGCUGUACCGCACCAUCCGCGACUAUGUCAACGACGAGGGUCGCCAGCUGAGCACCGUGUUCACAGAGCUGCCCAGCCGCAAACUCUACCCGGACUACUACGAAAUCAUUGACAGUCCGAUCGACCUGGCGCGCAUCGAGUCCAAGAUCCGCGGCGACCAGUACGAGUCCGAGAGCGAAAUACUGCAGGACUUCAAGCUCAUGUUCAACAACUGCAGGCAGUACAACGAGGAGGGGUCCGUCAUCUACGACGAUGCCAACGUGCUGGAGCGCGUGCUCAUGUCGCGUGUGCGCGAGCUGGGGCCGCUGCCCACUCAGGACGGCGCGCGCCACAAGCCGCGAGUGCUCAGCCGCGCCCAGCUGGUGGAGAAGAUGUGGACCCUGUUCAACACGAUCCGGGACCACAAGGACGCUACCGGUCGGCAGCUGUCGCUCAUCUUCGUCAAACUGCCCUCCAAGCUGGAGUACCCGGACUAUUUCGAGGUGAUCAAGAACCCCAUCCACCUGGAGCGGAUCUCUCAGAAACUGAAGACGGGCACGUACAACACGCUGGACGAGAUGAUGGCCGACCUGGUGCUCAUGUUCGACAACGCCUGCAAGUACAACGAGCCCGACUCGCAGGUCUACAAGGACGCGCUCAACCUGCACCGUCUGGCGCUGCAGACGAAGCUGCAGCUCACAGAGGACGUCGAGGAGGUGCCCGACGUCAAGACGCAGAUCCAGGAGCUGCUGACCUCGCUGUUUAUCGCCACGUACAACCACCAGGACGCCGACGGACGCUGCUUUUCCGACUCACUGGCUGAGCUGCCCGAGCACGACGAGGUCGAGGGACAGAGCCGUGUGCGCGGCAUCUCGAUGGAGAUAAUCAAGCGCCGGCUGGACCGCGGCCUGUACACGCGGUUGGACGUCUUCCAGGAGGACGUAUUCGCUGUGCUGGACCGGGCCCGGCGCCUUAGCAAGCACGACUCGCAGACGUUCGAGGAUGCCUGCGAGAUGCAGAUGUUCUUCAUCUCGUAUCGUGACGAGCUGUGCCGGAGCGGCACGCUGCUCUCGUCUCCGGCGCUCUCCUUCUCCCAGGACAACCUGAAGGAGCUCAUCGCCCAGCUCAAACCCGAGGUCAAAAACGAGGAGGACGAGAGCCAGGACGCCAAGCCGGCGCCGCAGGGGGACGCCAUGAGCUUCAACCAGAUCCAGUACUGCACCGGCGAGUUCGUCUACGUCGAGCCCAAGGACAAGGGCGUCGAGAAGCACAUCGUCAACAUCGAGCGUCUGUGGACCAACAACGAGGGCCAGCAGAUGAUGUACGGCUGCUGGUUCUUCCGGCCCGAGGAGACGUUCCACCUGCACACGCGCAAGUUCCUCGAAAAGGAGGUGUUCAAGUCAGACCAGCACAUCGGCUGCCCGCUCAGCCAGAUCGUCGGCAAGUGCGCCGUCAUGUCGGUCAAGGACUACUUCCGACUGCAGCCGGAGGGGUACGCGGAGCAGGACGUGUACGUCUGCGAGUCACGCUACUCCAGCAAGUCCAAGACCUUUAAAAAGAUCAAGCUGUACCCGUUCUCUGCGCCGCCGGAGACGCUGCGCGAGCGUGAGGUUCCUCUCGAGCCGCGACGCGUCAUGUCCGUCUUCAAGAAGCGCGUGGAGAAACACAAAGAGGAGCUGGCGGAGCUGGAGGAGUGCGAGAUGAAGAUCCGCACGCGGGAGGUGCCGAACGUCGAGAUCGACAACCGGAGCGCGAUGGACGGCAACACGUACUACGAGCAGCUGAACACGGGUAUGCUGGUGCUGAAGACGGGCGACUGCGUGUACGUCAAGUCGGAGCACAGCAAGCAGGUCAUCGCGCAGGUGGACACCAUGUGGACCACGCCAGACGGUUCUCAGUACUUCCACGGUCCGACGUACAUGACGUCCGCCGAGAUCGCCUCCUCGGUGCAGCAGAUGUUUUACAAACAGGAGGUGUUCGUCUCACUGCUGGAGGACACACACCCCAUGGCGUUCGUCACCGGGAAGUGCUGCGUGCUCGACUAUACCGACUACUGCUCACGCCGUCCCACCGAGAUCCCCGAGGCGGACGUGUACGUCUGUGAGAACCUGUUUGACGAGUCCAAGCGUCAGAUCGUGCCGCGCGGCGGCGACCCCAAGCGCUACGUGCACUCGGAAGCCGUCCUGGAGGACGAGGUGUACCACUUCCGGCGGCUGCUGGUGCUGCGCAAACAGCCCCUGGCCACCAUCCAGCAGGAGGCCUCCGAGCGCAUCAAGUCGCUCUUCGCUGAGGCCGUCGGGGUAUCCUCUCCGGCCGGCAGUAAGGUCGGGGACGAGGACUCCCUGGACGGCCCUCCAGCGUCGGUGGGGUCGGCCGAUAACGCCUCAGUCGGCACACCAGUCAGCAGCUACAAAAAGAGUAAGCGUCUGAAGAUUCUGACGGGCUACAUCCUGUACUCUGCCGACAUCAGGAAGAAGAUCACCUCCAAUAACCCGUCGGCCAACUUUGGCGACAUCAGUCGGCUUGUGGGCACAGAGUGGAAGAACCUCUCGGCGGCCGAGAAGGCCUCCUAUGAGGAGCGCGCGGCGCGCAUGAACGCCGACUCCGUGGCCAGUCUGCGAGUGGAGAUGGCGGACACGCCGAGCCGCGCCGUGCUGGGCGCCAGCCUGGUCGGGCCCGACGUGGUGUACGACUGCUGCUGGCUCGGCUGCGACUUCCAGUACGAGGACAUGAGCGAGCUGAUCGACCACUGCAACGCCGAGCCGGGCGGACACGUGCCCGUCUACGCCGCCACCGUCUCUGACGAGUACCAGUGCCAGUGGCGCGGCUGUAACCGCAUCAAGAAGGGCUCCACGCCGUUCCCGAACGCCGGCCGGCUGAUGCGACACGUCAAGGAGGUGCACAUUCAGAAGAACAACGGCAGGGUGGUGGCGCCGCACGAGCGCGGCAGGAACUUUGUGCCGCGCCGCGGCAGCGCGGCGGCCGGCGCCGCUGCCGGCCAGGGCGGCGCCGUCCGCCAGCACGGCCCCGGCUCGGGCGUGUCCACUCCGACGAGCAGCACGGGCGCGCCGGAGCCGCGCUUCGUGGCGGCGCCGGCCCGGCCGCAGCGGCUCCUCCACUCGGAGGCCUACAUCAGGUACAUUGAGACGCUGCAGCCGGAGCGGGCGUCGGUGCCUCAGCAGCAGGGCGGCUGGGAGCGCCAGCUGCACGCCACACCCGAGACCACGCCGGUACCCGACACGGCCCGGCUGCCCACCCACUGGCUGGCCGACGGACUGGCCGACAGCACAUCCGUGGUCAAGACGCUCUGGCACCUCCGCGACUACCUGAUGAAGGAUGCGCUGGGAAUCUCGCGCGCCUACGAGGGACGCCUCUGAGCAGCCGGUGAGCGGAGAGAGGGGCAGAGGGGCUCAUGGGGAGCGAGAGACGAGAAAGUGGACUCGGAGGAAAGAGAGGGGGAAGGUGGAAUGAGAGAUGGAUGGACCUGGAGAGACUCGUAGAAAGCUCCGGAGGUUAGAGUUUAAGUUAAAGACCAGACAUUCUUGCGUUUUAUCAAAAUUCGAGCGCCGAUCAUCAUGCGAUGCGUUAUGAAGCAGAACUCACGUUGACGCGAUGAUCAUGUCUGGAUAAAAUCUGUUCCGACACGGAGCUCAUUCCGUGUGAGUCGUGAUCCCGUCCGCUCACAUCUGGUGAUUUCGGUGGUUUGUUGGGUCCGCGGCGAGCGCUCCCUCUCCGGUGGUCCUCUGCCUAUAGUGUCGCCGUUCUGCGCCACUCUCUGUGCAUAUUGUCGGCCUGCCUCUGAUCUCUGAACUGUAUGCGUGCCGUGUGUCGCCAGUGGUGUUCCGUCUAAGAAUGUCUGCCAGGAGCCUCGGGCUUACGUUGUCCGGGGUUUGGUCCAUUACUGUCUGUCUAAACCAGCACCGCUUUGCUGAGGCGGCCCACGGGGGUGGCCGGUGGGUCCAGCCGCCCCUUGCGGUGUACGCUGGCACAGACCGCGAAUCGUCGGGCGUGAGUCCCCUCUAGAGGGAGUGUGAGUGAUGCGAGUCGUGGCACGCUCUGUGCCGUUGUGCGUGUCUGUGUGGGUCGUGGGCUCACUAUGCGUGGACGGGCUUCUCGCUAUCUACUGUGGACAGAGCUGCGCGGUGGACUGUCCAUUGUGGACGUUAGGACGGAGAUCCUUGGGCCCGAUGGUGGCGGACUGAGGGAGCUCUGAUGGCCGCCAGUGAGCCCGAUGGGGAACUCUGGGACCCUAUGACGUCGUCUGUGACGCCCCCGGGCAUUCUGCUCCUGUCACGCCGCGAGUGAGUCGCGUCGCCUGGGGUUCUUUUUUCACGUGUUCUGUCUCAAAGUUGUGACGUACAAACGGCGGCGAUCUCCCGCCAUCCUUUUACAUGUUCGCGCCAAAAGUAAUACACGCAUUCUCGUUUC